GUGCAGCGUUUCAGCGCUACAGAGGAAGAAGAAGAGGCGCAGCUGUACCUGCCUCUGGGUCCGAUCCAGUCGGUCGUCAUUGAUCGGAACCAGAACCCAGAAUGAAUGAAGACCUGCGGGCCGAGCUGCAGGACUUCCUGCGGAAGCUGAACAUCCAGACCAGCUGCGUGGAGCAUCCUCCGGUGUUCACGGUGGAGGAGAUGAUGCCUCACCUGCAGGACGUGAGCGGCGCCGUCACCAAGAACCUCUUCCUGAAGGACAAGAAGAAGAAAGGCCUGUGGCUAGUGUCGGCUCGCCACGACCGCCAGGUGAACCUGAAUGAUCUGGCCAAGAAGCUUGGCAUCGGCAGCGGCAACCUGCGCUUCGCCGACGAGGCCGCCAUGAUGGAGAAACUCAAGGUGGGUCAGGGCUGCGCCUCGGCGCUGGCGCUGCUGUUCGACUCGGACCGGAGCGUCCGGCUGGUUCUGGACCGGGACCUGCUGGACGGCGGCCAUCAGCUGGUCUACUUCCACCCCAUGACCAACAGCGCCACCAUGGGGCUGCGGCCGCAGGACCUGCUGCGCUUCCUCAGGGAGACGGGUCACGAACCCGUCCUGGAGAUCUUCGACUAGCAACCACCCAGUUCUGGUUCUGGACCCGGUAUUGGUUCUGGACUAGAACUUUUGUCUUUCUGAACCUGAGCUUCAGGUUGGGAGUUGGAGGGAACAGAACUUUUUAACACGACUCCUGAUGGUUUUAGUUUGGUUCUAAGAACUUCAGCCUGAGGUCCAGAAACCCGACCUCCAGGUUCUGAUUCUGGUUCUGGUUCCGUCUUCGGUCUCGUUCUGUCUCUGGUUGUCAACAAUCUUGUAGAUAAAUGUCCAGUUUUUAUUAAAACCCAUCCACAACGACGAUCCGUCCGCAGAACCCGAUUAAAACCCAAACUGAAGCAAAAUGCUUGAUGGAAGAUUCCUCCUUCGGACUCGGAACCGAGCUCCGGGUCCAGAACUCGGUCCAGGUUCUACUAGAACAUCCAGAAAGAUGAAAAUAUUUCAUAAAGGUUCAGAAAGUUUAGGUAAACCCAGAGUAUCUGCUGCUGAUUCAACCAGCGCUGUGAACUGCAGCUCCCCCUGCUGGUGUCAGUGAGGUACUGCAUGCUGGUCCUAUUAUUAAUCUGAAUUAAUCAUUAAUCAUUUCUCUAAUAUUUGAGUCAAACAUGUUUAUAAAACAUGCAGCAGAAAUUCUGAUUUAAUGUAAUUACAGUUCUGUUUUUACUGAACAAAAACCCAAAGAGUGAAGAAACAAACUCAUUUAUCAUAAAUUUACAGAAACAAAUUUAAAAAACAAAUUAAUUCAAUAAAAAAAGAUAUUUAUCCCAAAGGAAACUUAAAUGUUGCCAUAACUCUGCUGACAUGCUAACAGCUAACAUCCAGGCAGCAGUAACAUUAGCAGAGCCGUUAGCAUCUCUGCUAAUCCACCUCCUUUGCUUUUGCUUUCCCUAGCUAAAUCUCACUGAUCAUCUGGUUAGAAGGAUGUUGGAGUAGGGGAUAAGAUGAACUUCCUCCUCCUCUCUCUGCAUCGUCUCCUCUGGGGUCAAAGGUCAGCCACUAUUGGGGCUUUUGAGAUUCUAAUCAACGUGCUAAAAAACCUGUUGCCAUGGUUACGCAUCAUGGCAGCAGUCUGAAUGUAAAGAGUGAAAAUCCUUCCAGCUGCUCAGCAUCCAGAACCAAAGAGAAGAACGGUCCAGAACCAGCAGAACCGAUCCACCGGGGGCGCUGUUCUGGAAAGACCAGACAGGAAACAAAAUGACCUGAUUUAAUAAAGUUUAGUGAACCGUAAACUUGGUUAUAAGAUAAGAGAGAAUGAUGCUGAAUCAGUCAGAAUCUGGUUCUGAUGAGGCCCGUUUAGAUUACAGCAAAAACUUUAAACAGGUUUUAAACUCACAUCUAUUAAAAGGUUCGGAUUUUAUUAACUGGAAGCAGAAAAUCAAUCAAUAGAAAUAAAUCAGUUUUUAAUCUA
Xiphophorus couchianus (Monterrey platyfish) is the source of this 1998-nucleotide messenger RNA. RefSeq names its product prolyl-tRNA synthetase domain containing 1 (gene prorsd1). Bases 102 to 611 code for a protein of 169 amino acids. Lineage: Eukaryota; Metazoa; Chordata; Actinopteri; Cyprinodontiformes; Poeciliidae. The transcript is spliced from 4 exons. Gene Ontology annotation, molecular function: aminoacyl-tRNA deacylase activity. The record is from RefSeq and is a predicted model, not a curated record.